CAUGUCGGAAGUGCAGCAACUUUAGCACGUUUCGCUCGUUCUUGCCGAAAUUUUGCCAAAUUACGUCGGAUUCUUAUUUUGAUUCAGCGAACCUAUCAACUAUUUUGAAUAUUCCUUAUUUGUGGACAAAUAUUUGGCGAUGUCAGGUAAAAACACGUUGUUUGGCUACUUCAAGAAGAUCGAGAAGCCGGUGACUCCAAAGUCUCAGUCAACUACACUGACGGAGGACCAGGAGAAAGAAAAGAAAGUUGAGCCCAAGAAUGAUGAAAACAGCCCUAAGAACGUGGAGAGCCUGCAAGGGAAGAAAUCAAGUAAAUCAGAUAGUUCCCCUGAGAGUGCCAAGAAGAAGCGGAAGGUUGAGGAAAAGCCAACGCAAAAAGGGCGGGAGAAACAGAAUGGCAACAAAAAAGACAAGAAAACACCUCAGCGGGCUGCAGGCAAAAAGUUCAAGCGUGUCGUAAUUGAAGACGACUCGUCUGAUGAGGAGUCGAAAGCAAAGAAGAAGAGAAAGGUUUCUGACGAUGAGGUCGAGGAAGACUGGAAACCCAACGAUGAAAGUGAGAGUGAAGAGGAAGAUGUAAGUGCCAGCAGUGCCUCUGAAAUUUCUUCCGAGGAGUCUGAGGAAGAGGAGGUUGUGGAAAAGAGCACUAAGAAGAGGAACACAGGUGGCGGCAAAAAAUCUGCACCGAAGAAGAAUUCACUCAAUUUGAACUCUUCCGUCAAGGAAGAAAAGAAAACUGGUGCUUCCCUUGGUGAGAAGGUCUGGGCCCACUUGAAGUAUGACUUCCUGAAACCGGACAAAAUCAGAGACGCUGACAAGAAGAGGCCCGAAGAUGAAGGAUACAACCCGCACAUCCUCUUUGUUCCUCCUGAUUUCAUGAAAAGUCAAACUCCUGCCAUGAGGCAGUGGUGGGAAAUCAAAUCCAAACACUUUGACUGUGUGAUUUUCAUCAAGCUGGGAAAAUUCUAUGAACUUUAUCACAUGGACGCAUCCAUUGGAGUCAACGAGCUGAAUCUCGUUUACAUGAAUCACCCUGAGGUUGCCCAUGCUGGAUUUCCUGAAGCAGCCUACGCUCGGUACGCUGGUGCUCUUGUGGAGAAAAGCUACAAAGUGGCUCGGGUGGAGCAAACUGAAAAUCCAGAAAUGAUGCAAGAGAGAUGCAAAACCAUUCGCAACCCCACUAAAUUUGACAAGGUGGUGAAGCGAGAGGUGUGCCAGGUUACAAGCAAAGGGUCCAGGAUGUAUUUGGCUAUUGAAGGUGACGCUGCAACUGAAGACCACCUUUAUCUAUACUCAAUUACAGAAGGAAGAUCCUCCAAUAACAAGCCAGUGUUUGGUGUGUGCUUUGUGGACACAUCGGUGGGAUGUUUCCACCUUGGGCAAUUUGAAGAUGAUCGAUAUGAGUCUCAGCUCAGGACACUCAUUGCAAUGUAUCCCCCAGCACAUGUUCUUUUGGACCGAAGCAAGGUGACUCCUGAAACAAAGCAUAUUUUGGAAACUGCUGCUCACACAGCCAUCAUCGAAAAUCUUGUACACAAGAACGAAUUUCUGAGCGCUUCGGAAUGCCUUGUCAAGCUUCACGAGAACAAGUACUUUGCAAAUGAUGAUGAUGGAAAUCCUCAGUGGCCAUCCGUGUUGGCUGAAAUGACCUGCUUCAAAGAUUUGAGAACUCCUGAGCCAGAAAAAGAACUUGCUUUGAGUGCAUUGGGUGGAUGCUUGUGGUACUUGAUUGACUCCAAGAUUGAUUUGCAACUCAUUUGCAUCAAAAACUUCAAUUUGUACAAACCCCAACUCUUUGAUGGUGUCGUCAAGAAAAAGAGUUUGAAGAAAUUGGCAGGCAACAUGGUCCUUGAUGCUACAACCAUGCAAAAUCUGGAUGUGGUGGAAUAUUCCGAGACUGGUGAGAAAGAGAAUAGUUUGUUGGGGAAACUGGAUAAUUGUUGCACUGCAUUUGGAAAACGUUUGCUGAGGCAGUGGCUUUGUUCGCCUUUGUGUUCAGUUAGUGCCAUUCAAAUGAGGCAGGAAGCAAUCUCAGCUUUGAUGAAAAUGCCGAGUGAAUGCGAAAAGGCUCGCAAAAUUCUCAAGGACCUUCCGGAUUUGGAACGCUCACUGACGAGGAUCUCAAUUUACGGAAAUGCCUUGACUGCAGCCAAUCACCCUGAAUCUCGAGCUAUUUUCUAUGAAGACUUCUCCAAGAAGAAAAUUGCAAACUUUCUCUUGCUGCUCAAGGGAUUUGAGAAAGCUCUCAAAAUGCUAGAGAUUUUCCAAAGUGACGAACUGCCGCAACUACUCAGGAGGCUGACCAGAACUGCUGGUUCUGAUCAGGAAGGUAGAUUCCCAGAGUACAAAGACCUUCUUGACUACUAUAAGGAUGCUUUUGAUGCUGACGAAGCCUUGAAGACGGGAAAAAUUGUGCCUCGGAAGGGAAAAGAUGCUGAAUUUGAAGAAUGUUGCCAGGCACUGAGAGAUGUUGAUGAUGAACUCAAGGAUCAUUUGCGAGUAGUCAAAUCAAAGCUCAGAUGCGAAGCCAAAUAUUUUGGUACCGACAGAAAGAGAUUCCAGAUUGAAAUUCCUGAAAAGGUGGUUGUUCCAAUGGAUUUUGAAUUGUCUUCAUCAAGGAAAGGCUUCAAGCGUUACUGGACUCCAGAAUCAAAGGAACUCUUGGUCAAAAUGCAAGCAGCUGAGAAUGCAAAGAAAAUAUUUUUACUGGACAUGAACAGACGAAUGUUUGCAAAGUUUGCCGACAAUGCUCAAAUUUGGAAAGCAGCUACUGAGUGUGUGGCUAUCCUGGACGUACUUUUGUCCCUGGCCCUGUAUGGAACAAGGGAGGAAACCUGCAUGCCUGCGUUUUAUGAACCCUCCGAAGAAAAAGCUCCCUUUGUUGACAUCAAAAAUGGCCGCCUGCCAACAACAAAACUGGUCGACUUCAUUCCCAAUGACUCGAUAAUUGGCGUCGACGGAGUUCAGUUACUUCUUCUCACAGGGCCUAACAUGGGCGGCAAAUCAACUUUGAUGAGGCAGUUUGGGCUCAUCGUCAUUAUGGCUCAGAUUGGCUGUCCAGUUCCUGCCGAAGAAUGCAGCUUGACUCCUGUGGACAGAAUUUUUACUCGAAUUGGAGCUCGGGACCACAUCUUGGCAGGAGAGAGUACAUUCUUUGUUGAAAUGAGUGAAACCUCGGCCAUUCUGAAACAUGCCACUGACAGGUCAAUUGUCCUGGUUGAUGAACUAGGUCGAGGAACAAGUACCUUUGAUGGAGCAGCCAUUGCUUCGGCCGUCUUGGAAGAUUUGGUGCAGAAGCAGUGUUUGACCAUUUUCUCAACUCAUUACCACUUCCUGGUCGAGGAGCACAUGAGCACUCCGAACAUCUCCUUAGUCCACAUGGCUUGCAUGGAGGAGGACGACGAUGAUGAGGAGAAAUCCGAGGCCAAGGUGGAGAAUGUGACUCUCUUGUACAAACUGAGUCCAGGCGCAUGUCCCAGUUCUUACGGCUUUAAUGCAGCUCGCUUGGCUGGUCUGCCUGAGCAAGUGGUUCUGCGGGCCAAGCAGCAGGCCCUGAAACUGCAAAGCCAUCCUAAGAAGAUGAAGGUGUUUAUGGAGCUGAUGGACCUAAAGAAGGACCAGGCUGAACGUCUCAAAGAGAUUGUUGUCCUCUUGAAAAAGGGGCUGAAAAUUUAAAGGGGAUCAUUUUUUGAUCUUUUUUUUGUCUACCUCUGAAAUCAAACUAUAAAAUCGCUUAGUAUUAAUAAAACUUAUCUUGCAGAUCACAAUUUGUCUUCAGUAUUUUCUGUAAAAACGUUUAUAUUCAGUUGAUAAUAAAAAUUGAAAAUUUAACUCAAAAUUCAAGUAAUAAUUUAUUUAAA
Molecule: messenger RNA, 3861 nt
Organism: Neocloeon triangulifer
Lineage: Eukaryota; Metazoa; Arthropoda; Insecta; Ephemeroptera; Baetidae
Product: DNA mismatch repair protein Msh6-like
Exons: 17
Coding region: 140-3676 (1178 amino acids)
Biological process (GO): mismatch repair
Cellular component (GO): nucleus; MutSalpha complex
Molecular function (GO): mismatched DNA binding; ATP-dependent DNA damage sensor activity; ATP binding
Source: RefSeq, a predicted model, not a curated record